AUGACAAGAUCCUCCGAUUCAGUUCUCGAGAGCUCCAGGAGCAGCUCAGAAAAGGUUACCCAAGUCCAGCGCGAUUCUUUCGUCUCCAAAGACGACAAGGACAAGGAUAAGGUAAAGUACUCAUCUCAAACCAAAGAUGUCUCUCCGUCUGAGUCCGAGAGGUCACAUCAGGAUGUUUCAAGGGAGGUACUUUAA
This is a messenger RNA of Theileria orientalis strain Shintoku, 195 nucleotides long. RefSeq lists its product as hypothetical. The transcript has a single exon. The record is from RefSeq and is a predicted model, not a curated record. Bases 1 to 195 code for a protein of 64 amino acids. NCBI's taxonomy places the organism in Eukaryota, Apicomplexa, Aconoidasida, Piroplasmida, Theileriidae.